Messenger RNA from Boleophthalmus pectinirostris (great blue-spotted mudskipper), 2505 nucleotides. Its product is annotated as phospholipid phosphatase 3-like. Gene Ontology annotation, molecular function: phosphatidate phosphatase activity. The coding region runs from base 171 to 1109 and encodes 312 amino acids. Gene Ontology annotation, biological process: phospholipid dephosphorylation; canonical Wnt signaling pathway; phospholipid metabolic process. The record is from RefSeq and is a predicted model, not a curated record. Lineage: Eukaryota; Metazoa; Chordata; Actinopteri; Gobiiformes; Gobiidae. The transcript has 6 exons.
GGAACAGCAGGGAUAGUCUUUAGUGUUAGAAAGUCUUUGUAUUUCACUAACAGACUGCUGACCGCUCCUCAUCUGGAGUUGUAAUGAAUCUGUAGCUUUAACAAAUAAACCCAUUAGUAGUUUAGCUCGUAUUGAUUCUGUUCUGCAUCGAUCCAAACAACGGGUUUUAAAUGCAACGCUGCCUGAUUUAUGAGAAGACGAUGGCCGAGACGAAGAACGGCGGGAGUUCACUCAACAAUAACAAUUGUAAAGACGACAGCCGCAGAAAGUUACUCGUCGGUGUGGACCUGUUCUGUCUGUUUUUAGCUGGCCUGCCUUUCUUGGUCAUUGAAACCAGCGCGGUGCAGCCUUACCGUAGAGGGUUUUACUGCGAUGACGAGUCCAUCAAAUACCCGGCCAAAAAGGGAGACACCAUAAGUGACGGUGUGCUCAGUGCUGCCGGUAUUCUUAUCACCAUCCUGUCUAUUAUCAUUGGGGAGAGCUACAGGAUCUACUUCCUGCAUGAAGGCUCCAAGUCUUUUGUGGCAAACCCGUACAUCUCAGCGCUGUACAAACAGGUGGGCGUGUUCAUCUUUGGCUGCGCCAUCAGUCAGUCCUUCACCGACAUUGCCAAAGUGUCUGUGGGGCGCAUGAGGCCGCACUUCCUGGACGUGUGCAAACCAGACUUCAGCACUAUCAAUUGCUCCCUGGGAUACAUCACGGAGUACCAGUGCCAGGGGCCAGAGAGUAAAGUACAAGAGGCCAGGAAGUCUUUCUUCUCUGGACAUGCAUCAUUCUCUAUGUACACCAUGCUCUAUCUAGUGUUUUACCUGCAGUCCCGUUUCACCUGGCAUGGAGCUCGCCUGCUGCGCCCUCUGACCCAGUUCACCCUGAUCAUGAUGUCCUUCUACACAGGCCUGUCCCGAGUGUCUGACCACAAGCACCACCCCACAGACGUACUGGCUGGAUUCAUACAAGGAGCCCUCGUGGCAUACUGCAUUGUGUUUUACGUUUCAGACCUGUUUAAACCAAAAGGCAGACGGUCUACUGUGACACCUUUGCCAGUGAAAAAGGACAUAGUUCCUCCUCCUGACAUCAGAGAAAGAAGUAACCCUCUUAUAAUGGCAUGAAAGGAUGAAGGCAACUCGACGUGUGCCAUUUAUAAUCACUACUAAACUUGUGAACUUUAAAACCUCUCAGAGACACAUUUUUAUACAAAUAAUUACACAACCCAAGACCAUGGGGGUGGACUCAUCUUAUGGUUCCGUUUUCGAGAAUCUCUGGUAAGGUCAGGCCAUGGAAAAAGCAGCUGUGAACGAAGCUAUGCCUGUUUAAUUACAUGCAUACGAUUUUCUGCCACUUUUAUUACUGUGCAACAAAAAUCAUGAACAACAACUUCCUUUAUUUUAGGAAGGAUCUGAAACUUUUACAAAUGUAUUUUAGCAAACCUCAGUACUGUGUCACCACUUGAAUGACCUGAAGUGAAGCUUUUGAUAAGCUUUAUAAUAGUUUGAGUUCUAUUUUGUCUCGUUUAUGUAGUCUAAUGUACAUUGGUUACAGUAUUGGUGCAUAGGUUACAGUGGAUAUAAGAGCGAGUAUUUUGGGGUGGGCCUCUUUCUGCUGGUUAGGACGAGUCCCCACUGAGCCAUUUAAUGAAAUGUCAGUCUGUUUUAAGUAGCAGGCAGUGUCCCAAUGUUAGACCACAAUAAGGAUUUGUAUUGUAUUUGUGUGAGUCCUGUGUGUUUAAUGUCUGUGUAUAACCUGACCAGCCAGAGUACAGUUACUGGUAUAAAUCAAGGCACUGAUUCACUUAUAACCUACACAAACAAUUUGGCUACUUUCACACUCCUCUUGGUUUGGUCCCAGUAGAGUAGGUUUAGUCUUCAUAUCGUCCUCAUUUAGUUUAGUCCAAUUUUGAAAUCUUGAUUUAAGAUGUGGUCCCAUGGCAAUGGAUGUUGGAACAUCAGUUUGCAAAUGUUUUCCUCAUAUAUCAGUGUUUAUUCUGUAUGUUUCCAGCAUAAAUCUAUUAAAAAAAGAAAACAAGAACUAAAAAUAAUCCUACUUUAGAUAAUCAGAUUAUGGCAGCUUUAAUAGUUGUUCAGUAUGCCCAGAUUUUUUACUCCUAUCCAAAUUAGAGAGACGAGCAAUAUCAUUUGAAUAUUUAGAAAUGGACUGUUCAGCCAUAGAAUUUAAGAACCACUGACAGAUAUGAAAGCCCUACCCAAAGGCAGUUUUGAAAAUCUUUCCAUCGCCCCAACCAGCAACAGUACUGUACAUUCUGGAUGCUAUAAACCAUGUUCUUGUACUUUAUAUUUGUGUGUAAAUACAUUUUGACUAGACCUGUGUAUUUGUCAUUGUGCUGCUUUAUCACUAUUCAGAUGGGCAUCAUUAUUUUGAAAUAAAACACCACACAGUUUUGGUACAUUAUGGUUUUAAAGUUGUAUUUUUAUAAAGGUGUCAAAUGUACUAAAGGUGUAUGAUGCUUGAAGUUCUUAAUAAAUGAAUAAAAUAUGGAAUCAAAGUAUA